Molecule: messenger RNA, 573 nt
Organism: Dovyalis caffra
Lineage: Eukaryota; Viridiplantae; Streptophyta; Magnoliopsida; Malpighiales; Salicaceae
Source: the annotation of a GenBank genome assembly
AUGGUAAGUUUAGGUUCAGGAUCAGUUGUUUGUGCAAUCCUCGUAGUCUUGUGUAUGGUAAGGCCAGGUUUGGCUACGGAUUACACUGUGGGAGAUACCUCAGGCUGGGCAAUUGGCGCUGAUUAUAGCACAUGGACCAGUGGCAAGACCUUUGCAGUUGGUGACAACCUUGUGUUUAACUAUGGAGGAGGCCACACAGUAGAUGAAGUGUCUGCCAGUGACUACAGCACAUGCACUACAGGCAACGCCAUUACUUCAGAUAGUAGUGGUGCCACCACAAUAGCCCUCAAGACCGCUGGCAGUCAUUAUUUCAUUUGUGGCGUUCCUGGCCACUGUGGAAGUGGCAUGAAGCUUGCAGUAACUGUUGCAGCAGCAGCAGGAUCAAGCACAACUCCCUCCGCCUCAGGGACUCCAUCUUCUACUGGCACUACCACUUCUCCAGCCGGUAGUAACACCACAAUCUACAAACCGUCAUCAAACAAAAUACCUGAUUCAUCCUCAGGGCUUAAUCUUUCCCCGUUUGCGGCUACAGUGGGUACUUGUGUUGCAGUUUUAGUGAUGGUUUUCUCAUAA